ACCGCCUGCGCCGCGCGGCAGAAACAGGAAGUGGAACCAAAACAAAGGAGCGGCAACUGGGUGCGGGCCUACUUUCUGCUUGUCUUCGGCGGACAUCUGGGCGGACUCUGAGGAGUCGUCCGACUAUGUCCAACAUGGAGAAACACCUCUUCAACCUAAAGUUCGCGGCCAAAGAACUGAGCAGGAGUGCCAAAAAAUGCGACAAGGAGGAAAAGGCCGAAAAGGCCAAAAUUAAAAAGGCCAUUCAGAAGGGCAACAUGGAAGUUGCGAGGAUACACGCCGAAAAUGCCAUUCGCCAGAAGACUCAAGCGGUGAAUUUCUUGAGAAUGAGUGCGCGGGUCGAUGCGGUAGCUGCCAGAGUCCAGACGGCGGUUACGAUGGGCAAGGUGACCAAGUCCAUGGCCGGGGUGGUUAAAUCGAUGGAUGCGACACUGAAAACCAUGAAUCUGGAAAAGAUCUCUUCUUUAAUGGACAAAUUCGAGCACCAGUUUGAGACGCUGGACGUCCAAACGCAGCAAAUGGAAGACACGAUGAGUAACACCACGACGCUGACCACUCCCCAGAAUCAGGUGGAUAUGCUGCUCCAGGAAAUGGCAGACGAGGCCGGCCUAGACCUCAACAUGGAGCUGCCGCAGGGGCAGACCGGCUCCGUGGGCACAAGCGUGGCCUCGGCCGAGCAGGAUGAACUGUCCCAGAGACUGGCCCGCCUGCGAGAUCAAGUGUGACGACAGAACCCAUUCUGAGGUUUCUUAGCUGUAGCCACCUUCUGAAAUGCUCUCUGUGUACUAGGGAAAUACUAUACUCUAAGGAAACUUUGAACAUGCCAGAAUGCUGAAAUGCUCUUUAUUUAAGAUGCUUCUGCCUUUGGGUUUACAGUAUUCUUGGAUACAUUAAGAUAUUCCAGGCUUUCUCCACCCUUAACUGGAUUUUAAAGUUCUGUGUAGCUUGUGAUGGUGUGUAUUUUUAUAGCUGCCUUUUAAAAGGACUAGUUAACUUGAUGUACAUGAAUCUUGCUCAAAAAUUUGAUCAAAACUCUAGUUUUCUGCUCGAAUUAUCAAAAUUGAACAUUUUUUUUAACUUAGUGCAAUUGAUGAUAUAUAGAAUUGAUAUGUGCAUAAAAAUUAGAGGAGAAUGAUUACUUUGGUUACAGGGCUAUCAACACUUCAUUCAACUUACUUAAUGGACAGUGCUAUUUCUGUGUAUCCUUUUUUUGCCAUAAAAAUGAGAUUACAGUUGACUAUUAAUCUGUCCUCAUAACUUGUACUAAAAUUACCUUAGGACGUUCUUGCAUAAUACCCUCUUAUUGUUGAUGUUCUGUAAGUUUUUGUGUAGUAGUUUUUUGUAACUAGAAAAAAAUGCCACAUAAUUUCCAUAUUUUAUGAGGAAAAAUUGUUCAUUUAUGUUUUUAUUUACUAACGAGUUUUUUAAAAGACUUAAGGUUUAACAUGACAGUUUCUUUCAAAUGAACUUCUCUAACACAUUUCUAGUUCUUUCCUAUUUCAACACUUAGACUUCUGAUAAAGUAUGUUAAUUAGCAUAGCAGUCAUAUUACUCUAACAUUGCCAAAGAACUGUUGAUUGGAUUGAGAAAACCCUGGGACUGUACUUGUAGGUUUUAUUUUGAUUUUAACAACCAAAAAGAGAAAUAAAAUUAGAACAGCAUUUUAAGUUCUCAUUAUUUGUAUUUAUUAUUUUGUCCUUAAAACAACUCCCUGAAAACCUUGGAAAUAUAAGUUGGAGUGUUUUUCUUAGCCAUGCAAGUAAUUUAAAUAUACAUGCAGCCAGUUGGAAGUCUGGGAAGUAGGAAAGAUACAGGAUUGGACAGCAGGCUUGACCCUUUAAAGCUAGAGCCCAGAUGUGCUGCCUUACAUCUUUCUGGAAUGGCAGAGUGCAUUUUCUGGCUGAAAAGUAAAGCUCAUAGCCACCCACCUCUUUCUUGUAGCCUCAAAACAUAGAGACCAUUGGUUUGCUUUUGCCUUGGCAAAUAUGUUAAUCUAAGUUAAAUACUUAAGGAUAUUUUAAAUCCCCCCUUCACUGGAAGAUGUCUCCAUCAAGAAUUCCACUGUUUUAGAAAAUAAUUACAGGGACUCUUCCAGGACCUUUGAAAGAUUCAUAACCAAGUAUUCGCCAUUAUAAUAUGUUUUCCAGUGUGAACGAAUGUGUUGAAGGAAAAAAAAACAGGUAUACGAGAGAUGACCCUCAUAUUUACAUGUCUAUAUCUGACUGGAUAUUUUUCUGAAGCCUUCUAUAAGGGACAUAAAUCGAUUGCCCCAUAUCUUUCUCGAACUCCUCCCUUUUGGCGUCUCAUCACAUGGUUGCACAGAGGCAGCUGUGUGAGUACAGCAUGAGUCAUAAGCUCUCUUUAGACUGGAAAAAAAAAACUAAAACUUAAAAUAUAACUUAGUAUUAAACCCUUUGGUAAAUUGAAAACCCUUUUUUAUAGUGCAGAUAUUCCCAACAAUAUUAAUAUAUUUUGUUAGAUAAAACAGUGCUUGUAUAAGCUUGAACUUUCUUGAUAUAUGUUCAUUUCAAACUAUAUGAAUGUACAUUUUUAGGAACCAUAAAUAUUAUUUUCAAAAGCAUAUUAGGCCCAUGACUUAUUUCCUUAUUUUCACAGUUGAUGAAAUCCUGAAAUGUAAACCAUGAAGUUUGUCAAAUAAAUCAUUUUAAACUGCA
Molecule: messenger RNA, 2675 nt
Organism: Hipposideros armiger (great roundleaf bat)
Lineage: Eukaryota; Metazoa; Chordata; Mammalia; Chiroptera; Hipposideridae
Gene: CHMP1B
Product: charged multivesicular body protein 1B
Exons: 1
Coding region: 126-725 (199 amino acids)
Biological process (GO): vacuolar transport
Source: RefSeq, a predicted model, not a curated record